Molecule: messenger RNA, 2874 nt
Organism: Pochonia chlamydosporia 170
Lineage: Eukaryota; Fungi; Ascomycota; Sordariomycetes; Hypocreales; Clavicipitaceae
Product: coatomer beta subunit
Exons: 4
Coding region: 1-2874 (957 amino acids)
Biological process (GO): intra-Golgi vesicle-mediated transport; endoplasmic reticulum to Golgi vesicle-mediated transport; intracellular protein transport
Cellular component (GO): COPI vesicle coat; cytoplasm
Molecular function (GO): structural molecule activity
Source: RefSeq, a predicted model, not a curated record
AUGUCCGGAUUUCUCGAAAAUGCCUACAGCCUGGUUCACCAAGCAGACGCGGCCGACGUGCCCUCUGUGUCGGAUCUGCGUAUGCAGCUGGAGAAAGGCACUGAUGAGACAAAAGUCGAGACCAUGAAGAGAAUACUCACAAUCAUGCUGAAUGGAGAUCCAAUGCCGACCUUGCUCAUGCAUAUCAUCCGAUUCGUCAUGCCGUCGAAGCACAAACCAUUGAAGAAGCUUCUAUAUUUCUACUAUGAGAUUUGCCCGAAGCUGGAUUCGAGCGGCAAAUUGAAGCAGGAAAUGAUUUUGGUUUGUAAUGGUAUCCGGAACGACCUUCAGCAUCCCAAUGAGUAUAUUCGAGGAAAUACGCUGCGUUUUCUUUGCAAGUUGCGCGAGCCCGAGCUAAUCGAGCCUCUUCUCUCUUCGGCACGAUCCUGUCUUGAGCAUCGCCACGCGUAUGUCCGUAAGAAUGCCGUAUUUGCCGUCUCGUCGAUAUUUGCACAUUCUCCGUCACUCAUUCCUGACGCAUCGGAGCUUCUCGCUACCUUUGUGGAAGGUGAAACUGAUGCGACAUGCAAGAGAAAUGCGUUCGCUGCCCUUGCAAAUAUAAAUCACGAUGCAGCCCUCUUGUAUCUAAGCUCUGUCUUUGACGGCAUACCAAACGCGGAGGAAUUGCUGCAACUAGUAGAGCUUGAGUUCAUUCGAAAAGAUGCUGUGCAGAACUCCCAGAACAAGGCUCGAUAUUUAAGGCUCAUUUUUGACUUACUGGAGGCGGGUGCCUCGACUGUCGUAUAUGAGGCGGCAUCCUCCUUGACGGCGUUGACGAAUAACCCUGUGGCAGUCAAGGCUGCUGCGACAAAAUUCAUCGAACUCAGCAUAAAGGAAGCUGACAAUAAUGUCAAGCUUAUCGUUUUGGAUCGUGUCGAUCAGCUACGCAAGAAUAAUGAAGGGGUGCUGGACGAUCUGGUUAUGGAGGUGCUAAGAGUUCUUUCUAGCACAGACCUUGACGUCCGCAGAAAGGCUCUUGACAUCGCCUUAGAAAUGGUUUCUAGCAAGAACGUCGAGGAAGUCGUUCUCCUAUUGAAGAAGGAGCUAUCCAAAACCGUUGACCAGGAGUAUGAGAAGAAUUCCGAGUACCGAUCUCUUCUGAUUCAUUCCAUUCACCAAUGCGCCAUCAAGUUUUCAGAAGUCGCCGCCAGCGUGGUAGAAUUGCUGAUGGAUUUCAUCGCGGAUUUCAACAAUGCGUCGGCGGUGGACGUCAUCAAUUUUGUGAAAGAGGUUGUGGAAAAGUUCCCAGCGCUCCGAAAGACAAUUGUCGAACGCUUGGUUGCUACACUUGGCGAGGUUCGUGCUGGUAAAGUAUACAGAGGCAUCAUGUGGAUCAUUGGAGAAUACUCGUUGGAAGAGAAAGACAUUCGAGAUGCAUGGAAACGAAUACGGGCCAGCUUGGGCGAGAUCCCCAUCCUCGCAUCAGAGCAACGCCUCUUAGAAGAGCAGGAUGGUGACGAGCGACCCGAGGACCAAGUCAAUGGUAACUCAAAGCCGGCAGCGCCGAGUGGCUCACGGAAGGUCUUGGCCGAUGGGACAUAUGCCACGGAAACUGCUUUAACUAGCCAAUCCUCUGCAGCCGCUAGGCUCGAGGCUGUGAAAGCAGCACAGAAGCCUCCACUUCGUCAACUUAUCCUGGAUGGAGACUAUUAUCUAGCAACAGUUCUUUCGUCGACGCUUGUGAAACUGGUCAUGCGGCAUUCCGAAAUAUCCUCCGAUAACGCGCGGACCAAUGCACUGAGAGCAGAAGCGAUGCUCAUCAUGAUUUCAAUUCUACGCGUUGGCCAAUCACAGUUUGUCAAGGCUCCUAUUGACGAAGAUUCCGUCGACCGCAUUAUGUCCUGUGUGCGAUCCCUUGCGGAUUUUAGCUCUAAGAAGGAGCUCGAGAACGUAUGGCUCAACGAUACGAGGAAGGCAUUCCGUGCAAUGGUGCAAGUGGAAGAGAAGAAGCGUGAGGCUAAAGAAGCAUAUGAGCGAGCUAAAUCAGCUGUCCAGGUCGACGACGUCGUGCAAAUCCGCCAACUUUCCAAACGGAACGCUACGGAUGGAGCGGAGGGAAUUGAAUUAGAUCUGGAGAGAGCAACUGGUGGCGAAGCAACCACAGAAGACCUGUCUUCUAAACUGAGUCGCGUUGUGCAACUAACCGGCUUUUCAGACCCUGUCUACGCAGAGGCGUACGUCAAGGUGCAUCAAUUCGAUAUCGUCCUCGAUGUACUCCUUGUCAAUCAAACGACCGAGACGCUUCAAAACUUGUCUGUUGAAUUCGCCACGUUAGGCGACUUGAAGGUUGUUGAGCGACCAACAACCCAGAAUCUUGGACCCCACGAUUUCCACAAUGUUCAAUGCACCAUCAAGGUCUCAUCCACGGACACGGGUGUCAUAUUUGGCAACGUCGUAUACGAUGGCGCUCACUCUACUGAUACAAAUGUGGUAAUUCUAAACGAUUUGCAUGUAGACAUCAUGGACUAUAUCCAGCCAGCUACGUGCACAGAGACACAAUUCCGAACAAUGUGGACUGAAUUCGAAUGGGAGAACAAGGUCAACAUCAAUUCAAAAGCCAAAUCAUUGCGAGAUUUCUUGGAUCAGUUGAUGGCUUGUACCAAUAUGAACUGCUUGACACCUGAAGCUAGCCUUAAAGGAGACUGCCAAUUUUUAAGCGCAAAUCUGUACGCUCGAUCGGUAUUCGGUGAGGAUGCUCUGGCCAAUCUUAGCAUCGAAAAGGAGGGAGAUGACGGUCCCAUCACUGGAUUUGUCCGCAUACGAAGCAGAUCUCAGGGCCUUGCUUUGAGCCUGGGUUCCCUGAAAGGAUUAAACAAAAUCGGAUCUUCGACAUAA